Molecule: messenger RNA, 1056 nt
Organism: Gekko japonicus
Lineage: Eukaryota; Metazoa; Chordata; Lepidosauria; Squamata; Gekkonidae
Product: armadillo repeat-containing protein 12-like
Exons: 6
Coding region: 1-1056 (351 amino acids)
Cellular component (GO): nucleus
Source: RefSeq, a predicted model, not a curated record
AUGAAGUACUCAGAUGUGGUAACCGUGAAAAAUGUGGUAACUACGGCUACGGCAGCUGGCGCUGUCUACCUGGUGGCUAAGACCAUAAUGGCAGGGAUCAAGAGCCCUCCCUACAACCCAGCGUCACUUCCCUUAGCCAGACUCGCUGUAGUGCACCAGACUGCAAAUGUGCCUGUGAGGGACUCUGGAGAGCUCCGGGGACUCCUGCUUUCCCUCAAUCCAAGACUGGAUGUCUAUGCCAAGAAAAUGAUUCUCCACGGAAUCACGCGGUGUGUUUACCUACUGGACAUAGAGGCAUCUGCCUGUACCUAUGAUGACAUCAUACUAGUGGCCUCAUUCCUGGAUGAUCAAGACAUGGGUAUCAAGAUUCAGGCACUAAAUGCCCUCAAGGCCUUUUCUGGCAUCUGGAAGUUCAAAACCAGAAUUCAGGAAUUAGUCCCCAAAAUUCUUGAAAUGAUUACCAACUUCUGGGAUAAUGAUGUGCACGUUGCUGGGUUGAGGCUGCUGAAUGGACUGCAGUUGCCAGCUCAAACUCAUCCACUACUGAAAAAGCUUAUGCCUUCCUUGAUGGACAUUCUGCAGCUCGGGAGUCCUGUGGCCCAGAUGCAGGUUCUAAUGUUUCUUAGCAUGCUAGCCCAGAAGGAAGCUCUAUUAUAUGACAUCAUGAACUGCCAGGUUCAGGCUGAAUUCAUGAACCUCUUCCAACCUUCCCAGCCUGGAAAUCUCCUCUUUGAGAUGCUGGUGUUUGUGGAGCGGCUAAGUGACGGACGUUUGACUACCCACUACCAGUCAGUGAACUGGCAGUACAAUGAGCUGUCCCUUCAUGAGGUCCUCUUUGGAGAAGACUCCCAUCUAUCUGACUGCCUUCUCUCCCUUAUCAUUCACCCUGAGGAACAGGUGCAGAUCCAGGCCUGCAGGGUUAUCUUGAAACUCCAGCAAAAUGAAAGCACAGAGAUAGCAGCUGCCAGUCAAACGGAUUCUAGCCUCAGUAGCUUCCUCUUUGACUCUAUUGGCAACACCACUGUUGCCGAAUCCAGAUUGACAUCUGAGUGUUGA